AUGUCUCCUGCAGAAGAAGCACCGUCUGCUGGCACGGCAGCUUUAGGAGGUGUUGACUUUGAAGAGUAUGCGAACGAGGUCAGCGACGCGGCCCAGCAAGCGUCUACCACAAUCCAAGCAGGGGAAGAACGCGACCUUGAUACUGCUAGCGAGUCGGGAUUCUCAACCGAUUCUGAUGCAAGAUCCGUUUCUUUGACUUCCAACGUUAGAGACUUCGUCUUUGAAAACGGACGCCGCUUUCACAAAUUCAGGGAGGGCCGGUAUCUUUUCCCUAAUGAUGACCAGGAACAAGAAAGAGAAGACAUGAAACAUGCUCUAGUGGUUACUGUUAUGGGAAACAUGUUGCACUAUGCCCCUAUUGGGGACAACCCCCAAAAUAUCCUAGAUAUUGGGACAGGGACCGGUAUCUGGGCGGUCGAGAUGGCUGAAACCUACCCAAGUGCAACCGUGCAGGGGUACGCAUGCAUCAAACAACACGUAGUCCCUCCGAAUUGUAGAUUCAUGGUCGACGACGCUGAAAGUCCGUGGCUAGACCCGAAGGAAUAUUACGACUUGAUUCAUGGGCGUCAUAUCCUGCAAGCGAUCAAAAAUUUCCCCGCUAUGCUGCAGACAGCAUACGAACACAUGAAGCCCGGCGCCUACGUUGAACUGCAUGAGUUCGAGUAUCAGGCUGGUUGCGACGAUGGCUCUCUUCCCAAAGACGGCUACAAACUGGAGGAGAUGCUCAAGUAUGUGGCUGAAGGAUUGAAGAGGCUAGGGCCUGACCUGUACGGUGUCCUCAAACUGCCUCAGAUGCUCAAGGACGCCGGCUUCGUUAACGUGGAGGAUCGCAUCACCAAAGUGCCUAUUGGACCGUGGGCAAAGAACAAGUUGCUCAGGAAGACGGGCCUUUAUCUGCAGGCUAUUGGCUUGGACGGACUGCAAGCAAUUGCCAUGGCACCCAUGACGCGUGGGCUGGGUUGGUCUCCACAGAGCGUUGAAGUUUUCCUUAAGGACGUGCGGGACCAGAUGAAGGAUCCGAGCAUUCAUGCCUACUACAACUUUCACGCCAUCUACGCGCAGAAGCCGGUUAGAUAG
Molecule: messenger RNA, 1077 nt
Organism: Aplosporella prunicola CBS 121167
Lineage: Eukaryota; Fungi; Ascomycota; Dothideomycetes; Botryosphaeriales; Aplosporellaceae
Exons: 5
Coding region: 1-1077 (358 amino acids)
Molecular function (GO): methyltransferase activity
Source: RefSeq, a predicted model, not a curated record